Trichosurus vulpecula (common brushtail) is the source of this 2071-nucleotide messenger RNA. RefSeq names its product albumin-like. Gene Ontology annotation, biological process: transport. The coding region runs from base 52 to 1878 and encodes 608 amino acids. Gene Ontology annotation, cellular component: cytoplasm; blood microparticle. Lineage: Eukaryota; Metazoa; Chordata; Mammalia; Diprotodontia; Phalangeridae. The record is from RefSeq and is a predicted model, not a curated record. The transcript is spliced from 15 exons.
CUCAACAUCCUACCUUCUCUCCUCCACCAAUUCCCACAAACUGUUGACAGGAUGAAGUGGGUCACCUUUAUUUCCCUUAUUUUCCUCUUCAGCUCUGUUCAUUCCAGGGAAAUCUUCCGUCGAGAUGCACCUAAGAGUGAGGUUGCCAAACGGUAUAGAGAUUUGGGUGAAAAGAAUGUGAAAGCCUUAGUGUUGAUCACAUUUGCUCAAUUCCUCCAGAAAUGCCCAUUUGAAGAUCAUGUAAAAUUAGUGAAUGAGUUUACAGAAUUUGCAAAAGGCUGUGCUGCUGAUGAGACAGCAGAAAAUUGUGACAAAUCCCUUCACCAACUUUUAGGCGAUGAGCUAUGUAAAGUGGCAAGUCUUCGGGAGAGGUAUGGCGAAAUGGCAGACUGUUGCGCUAAAGAAGAACCUGAGAGAAAUCAUUGUUUCCUAAGCCACAAAGACGACCACCCAGAGCUCCCUAAAAUUACAGCGCCUGAACCUGAAGCUCUGUGCAAAGCCAUCGAAGAGAAUGAAGACAGAGUCACAGGAUACUACCUGUAUGAGGUUGCCAGAAGACACCCCUACUUCUAUGCCCCAGAACUCCUUGCCUAUGCUCAUCAUUAUAAGGAAACAGUGAAAGAAUGUUGCCAUGCUGCUGACAAAGGCACAUGCCUCGAUGAAAAGCUCUCUGCUUUAAGAGAGAAAGCAUUAACCUCCGGUGCAAAACAGAGAUUCCAAUGCUCCAGUUUAGACAAGUUUGGAGAGAGACCUCUCAAGGCUGGGCUCAUAGCUAGGCUAAGUCAGAAAUUCCCUAAGAUUGAAUUUGCUGAACUUCACAAAAUAGUGGAUGAUCUUGCCAAGAUUUAUACAGAAUGUUGUCAUGGUGACCUGUUGGAGUGUGCUGAUGAUAGGGUGGCUCUUUCUGAAUACAUCUGUAAUAACAAAGACACCAUCUCCAGCAAAGUGACAGCCUGCUGUGACAAGCCUCUAGUAGAGAAGAGCCAGUGCCUUGUUGAUUUGGAGAAUGAUGACAUUCCUGCUAACCUCCCUGACCUCCUUGCUGAAUAUGUAGAAACCAAGGAUGCUUGCAAAAACUACAAAGAAGCAAAAGAUCUCUUCUUAGCCAACUACUUGUAUGAUAAUGGAAGAAGACACCCUGAGCUUGCUCCUAUCGUACUACUGAGGAUUGGCAAAGACUAUGAACACACACUUGAAGAGUGCUGUGCCACAGAUGACCCUCCAACUUGCUAUGCCAAAGUGGCUGAACAUCGGCAAGCUAUUAUCGAUGAUAGUAACCAUGUAGUCAAGGAAAAUUGUGAUCUUUUGGAAAAAGUUGGAGAACAAGAUUUUGAAAAUGCAUUGCUGGUCCGUUAUACCAAGAAAGCACCUCAAGUAUCAACCCCAACAUUGGUCCACCUUGCACAUAAAUUUGCAAAUGUUGGCUCUAGAUGCUGUAAACUCGGUGACAAUGAGAAAAUGAGAUGUACUGAGGGCUUCCUUGCUAUUGUACUCGACAAAAUGUGUCGCCUGCAUGAGAAGACCCCAGUGAGUGAGAGAGUCACCAAAUGCUGCACAGACUCCUUGGUGAACCGCAGGACCUGCUUCACUGCCUUGGGAACUGAUGACACAUAUCAACCCAAGCCAUUUUCUCCAGAUACAUUCACCUUCCAUGCUGACCUGUGUACACUUCCAGAAGAGGAGAAACAGAUUAAGAAGCAAAGCAUACUCGUGGAACUUGUGAAACACAAGCCCGAGAUCACUAAGGAUCAGGCCAAGACCAUCAUUGCUGAUUUCAGAGCAUUCGUGGAGAAGUGCUGCAAAGAUGCCAACCAGGAAGCCUGCUUUGCUGCAGAUGGUCCCAAACUGGUUGCUUCAGUUCAAACUGCCUUAGCUUAAAAAAGAGAUGGACAAGCCCGUACUAGCAUUUCAGUUGACCAGUGGAAGAAAACAGAGACUGAACUGAGGACCCAAAAUUCAUGCAUCUGUUUUGUUUCUCUGUUGGUGUCAAAUCAACAAAGUUAAGAAAACAUCAAUUUUGCCUUAAUUUUUUUAUCCUUCCCCAGUGUUGCAAUAAAUGCAUAAACAAUCA